UUAGUGGCGGCGCGCCGCUGACUGAUGAACGGUUGUGUUACGUUUUAUGGUGUGGAAAUGUAAAACAUUCGCGUUGAGAAGGAGAAAAUCGAGAGUGACUAGCGUGUAUCGUUAGUCAAGGAAGAAAGAGCCGAACGGAUCGCACGAAUUCGUCGAAGGUUUCUGUCAAGAUAAACGGGAAACAAGAUGACACUCGUGGUUUGAGGGAAGAUCUCGAUCUCGUGCGUAUUGCCUGCCAGUCCUCGACAUGGCGGGUUUUCGAGACGAGGAUAAGGCUCUAUUUCCUAUUCAGAGCAUCUCCUCGAUCGUGCGGAUUUUCCAGAAUCAAUUGGAAAACAGCUCGGAACCGGACUUGGCUUUGCUCUCGAUCCUAGUCGGCGCAGUGGAAAACUCCCUAACCUGCAAUCGGACAUUUGCGUCGCAGGAAAGCACUGUUUACGAUGAACCGAAACUGCCGGCUGUCGAGUUUCACAUCGCCGAAGCCCUUUACACUAAAUUUCACGCUGUGAUCAAGGGUGCGGUCGAUCUCACGGUUUACGACACCAAAUACGCGACCAGGGAACUGGUCAAAAAGGUCUCCGACGUGAUAUGGAAUUCUUUAACGAGAAGCUACUAUAAGGAUCGCGCGCAUUUACAAAGCCUCUAUAGCUACCUGACGGCAAAUAAAUUAGAUUGUUUUGGGGUGGCUUUUGCCGUGGUUGCCGGUUGUCAGGUUUUGGGAUUCAAGGAUGUACACCUUGCCAUGUCAGAAGAUCAUGCCUGGGUGGUCUAUGGAGAGGAUGGUAUAGAAACUGCUGAAGUUACAUGGCAUGGAAAAGGAAACGAAGAUAAACGUGGUCAACCAGUGGAACCUGGAGUGGCUUCGCGAUCCUGGUUGUACGUGAAUGGACAAGCGGUUGUAUGCAACAGAGCUAUGGAAGUUGCCACCAUAGUGUCUGCUAUAAACCCUAGUUUAAGCGCAACCGCGGACGCGGCAGAAGUGGCAUUGCUUCAGCAAGAAUUAUUAUGGUUGUUAUACGAUUUAGGCCAUCUAGCAAAGUAUCCCAUGGCUCUUGGCAAUUUGGGAGAUUUGGAGGAGGCUGCGCCUACUCCUGGCAGACCGCCGGCUAUAGAGCUCUUUCAGGAAGCGAUACGGUCCGCCAGGAAAUAUUACGGAAACGCUCACGUGUAUCCUUACACUUACCAAGGUGGUUACUUGUACAGGCACGGAUUGCACGCGAACGCAUUGGCGUCGUGGGCAGACGCAGCGGACGUUUUAAGAAAAUACGACUAUUCGCGGGACGAUGGAGAGAUAUACAAAGAAUUGUUGGAAAUAGCCAACGAAUUGAUACCGCACACGGUGCGGGCGGACGAGCGUUUGUUACGGCAACCCCGUUGCUUCGCGUAUUUAUUAAGGUUCUACGACGGUAUCUGCCAAUGGGAAGAAGGAGCAAACACACCCGUGUUACACAUAGGAUGGGCACGACCGUUGGUGAAUACAAUUUCAAAGUUCGACGCCAGUAUUCGCGCUCAGGUAAUUAUCGAAUGUUACGACGUGGAAACGAAACAGGAAGAGGACAAGUCGCAGAAGAGGGAGACCAGCCCGGAUGAAACGUUGAACAACAAUAACAACAACAAUUACUGUAAGACGAAAGAAAGGGGCAACGCGGCACGCGAUUUGAUCAAAAGUUUAGAGUCAAGAGUACCUUCUAAUCCGGCACCGAUGCAUCCCAGCAUCCAAGCCUUGACGGCUGCGUGCAGCGAGAAAAUACUUAACAGAGAUUACCUCUUGCAAGGCGGCGGAGAACCGUUCGUCGCCCCGCCGGACGACGCUUUGCCUCCCGCGCCUUCCACGUCUCAGGAAAACCUUGAUCCCGAGGUGGAGACUGAUUCCGAGCAGGAAAGGCCGAGGAUAACGUUGUACAGUCAAAAGAUGAAGGGUCUGAAAGACCUGUUGCUGGCGGAGAAACUAAAUACCCACGCGAUUUCGUUGCAGCUUACCGCGCAGAGUCAGGUACAAAUCGGUAAAAAGUCGCGUGGUACCGACGACGUUGGAGUCAGUCAGCGUCCGAAGAGGACGCGUCGUGAAUAGUAUCAAAUUGUUGACCGACGUUUCGGUAUUGUAAGGUAUUGAAAACUUGGUGCCACCGGAUUCGUUCCUACAGGAAAUGAAAAUGAUCGGUGGCGCGAAAUAUGGGGGGGGGGAAAAGAAAAUCCUAUGGAAGUUUUCCAUGUAUCGUUGGAAUCUCAGUCUUCGCUCACGGUUUCUUUCUGUUCGAGUGGAAUUUUGCGACCGAUGCUUCCCGUCCCGUACACUUCGAAUUCGGGAAGCGGACGAUGGUGAUGAAUUUUGUGCCGUUUCGUUGAAACCCUGUCUUAGCGGUGUUCGCUACUCUUUUAGCAACGAUUCGAAUGCUCGACUAUCGCGCGAAUCGUUGCAGAGUACGUUCCCCGCGAUCUUAGGUGUAAGUAAAGUAGAUGCGAAAAGGAAAAGUUUGUAGAAGAGUACAAAACAGUUUUCACGAUUUUAAGUUAAAAUAUCGAAAUCGUGAGUGCUUGCGUUUCGUAUAUUCGCGAUGAAAAUGUACUAUUUCCGCGUAAACGUCUUUUUCUCUUCCACAGUCUGUAGUGCUGUGAAUUAUUAAUACGGGGAUGGGAAUGGGUCGAAGGUGGGAGGGUGGAAUGAAAAAGCAUAAAGACGAAUCGAACAAUGUACCUAAUUGAAUGUUCGUACGAAGGAGAAGGCGGAGGCCAGCUUUUUAAGAGCACAGUUAUUUAUUCAACGAGUAUCGAUAUCGAUAUCGUGUUUUAUCCUAUUUCUAAUCUCUUGUUGCACUCUUAUUUAUUGACUCACGUUUUUGUUCUUUUUCAUUUUUUUUUUUUUUUUAACGAGCACUACGGAUGAUAAUUAUAUUGAUCGAGUUGUGUCGUUAAUGUUUUUUUUUUUUUUUACAUGAUAGUUGAAUGUUUUAUUAGAAUGACGCUUUUACGAUCUAGUAAGAGAGACCACACAUUCCACUCCGAACGUGGUGCAAACUAAACAUUAAGUUUUUACCUAAGGUAUUUUAAGCAUAAAAUGCUCGCUUAUUUUUAUAACUAUUUAUUUUCAGAGUAAUUAUAAGUAUGUAUUUGUAGAAACCUAUACUUUUGCUACUUUGUAAGUAGAGCAGAUCGAACGUAGACGGUCCACCGAUACCGUAUGAUUUGAAAGCUCGUUGAAUUCGAAGAGCGAACAAAAUAAUGAAACGAAGGUUUAUCUAAUCGAUUUUCACUUACAUGAAAAAAUACUAACUAGGCUUCCGAUCGAUAAAGUAUUAAUUAAAGAAACGUUUCCAUUGUUUUGUUCGGUUCUUGUACGUACCGUUACGUACAAAGUUCCUCGAGGUUUACCAAGGGUGUAACGUACAAAAAAGUAGUUUCUUCCUUUCGAGAUAACGUGCAAGCUAACGAGGUGUAUCGGGGGCUGUCGUUAAUCGUUUUCCGUUUGCAAGCUUUACGACUUCGUUUUCUUUCUCUAUUCUCUUUUAAUUUGAUUGUCGAUUUAAUCGUCUCACCUUAUUUUAUUUUUUCUUUUUUCCUUUGUCCGGUAUCAGUAUUUUACGAGCUCGUUUGAUACACAGGCCUGUUGUACGCGGACGAUUUUAUUUCACUUUCUGACAAGUUGCUAGUUCGACGUAUCAGUUCUACGAACACGAUACCAAUCAUGUACGUAACAAUUGCAUCGACGUCGAUGCCAGAUGAAAAUUAUUCGACAAUGUUUAGACGGGUUGUUGUAGAAGAAUGUUGUUAACAGGAAUGAAUAUAAAUGGUCCGAACUGAUCGACGAUCACUUAAUAAUGAAGGGCGCUAUCUUACUGUGAUGCUGAAUAUAUGAUAUAUUAUAUAUAUAUAUAUAUAUACACAAUUAUAUGAUGAAUAAUCGUAGUGAAUAAUGGCUUGGUGCGUCAAUGUGAUUUCUCUCGAGUAAAGGGACGAAAUCUUUUGUUCGCCAUGCUGAAUUGUAAUUAAUUGAACGAGUACAGAAACAAGAAAAAAGAAAUAUAGAAUAUCGGGAGAGAGAGAAAGAAAAGAUAAAGUAAUUAGUCCGUCAGUCCGUGUCGUUCGCAUAUCAUGAACUGAUUUGAUCUAGGAAAAAGAAAGAAAGGUUUUUCCGUAGAUUCUUCUUUCUUGGAUACGUGUGGCACGUUACGGCAUUAUAUCGCGAUUGUAUCGAACAUUGUAUCGUCGUCGCGUUUCCCUUCGCAAUUCAUCGAAAGUUACGAGACAAAUCGGAAACGGAGGAGGGUAACGUGCGCGUUUACGAGUAUACGUGGCCCUCGCACGAUCAUCUACACGUACGAGAGGCUGACUUUUUACCGAUUGCUAUCCGAAUCUAUUAAUUUCCAAACAGGAAACACAGUUUUCUGCUUAUUCGUUUUUUCCCCUCUCUAACUACCGUCUCGAUGUACGCUAGAAUUCCGGCGAAAUUCUAAAUUAACGUAGGUAUAAUUUUUUUUACAUGAGAACGGAUUAAUUAUUUUAUGGGAAAGGGUGAUGCAGUAUAAGUCCAGACAUCAGGAACGGAUUAAGGUCGUAUACCGAGGUACCAUUGUAUCUGGAGUAUCCCAACUUUUCGAAUCGUCUCGUUCCAUAUAAACGAAGGCCUAUCGUACAUCGAGAUCGUUUGAUUUCGUAUGUUCUCGCUGUGUUUGCGAAACAUUUGUCGUUGAAGAGAAAAAAAGAGUCCUCUUACCGUGAUUUUUUGUUUUUUCUUUUUUAUAUAUGUAUAUAUAUAUAUACUUAUAUGCCGUAUUCAGUAUUUUUCGUUUCCUCCCUUUGUUUCCCUUGACAGCGAUAAAGGAGCGUUUUUAAAAGACUACAGGGAUUAUUAUGCGUAAAAUAAUAGGAAUAGUAGGAAAAGAAAAAAAUGGUGCAACAGAACAGUAUUUUUGUAUUAGCUACGACGCAGAGGCGUGUACUACUCUCCGAUAUAUUAUUAUUCGUAAUAUUCGAGCGUUUAGGGAUCAAAGUUUGGACGAUAUCCAAUUCGAUCUGAUCGCGUGCUCGAGAUCAAUUUAUCGAAGGAGAAGCGUCGUUGGUAGAAUCGAGAUUAAUUCUCGAUGAGGAGCACGAAUUUUCGAAAGCUGUGCAGAAAAAUAAGAUAAUUGGCAAAGUGAUUAAGCGCGAAAAAGGUGAAAGGUGAAAAAUGUAUACCGGCGAUGAACGAUAUUUUUCAUCGAUCCUCUCGUCCUAGUUCGACUCGUUUGUCGGUUAAACGCACGGUUGAUUUUCGAUUCCCGUUUGGAGAAAUCGAUGAAAUUUCUUGUACAUAAUCACACAACCUCCGCUGCCCCUGUCCGUUUUGUCCCACGCGUCUCGAAACUUUUGUGCCUCGGUCUCCGAUCGCGAAUCCUCGAACGAUACCGUUUUUCUUCUCUUCGUUGCACGGCUUCCUCGUGAAACUAGAGAUUUCUUGAAAAAUAAGUCGUUUCGAAACGGAAGAGAAGAGAAACGUAAGCUUUGUUCCCGUAAACCGGUAAAGCGAUACCUUCGCCUUUCGUGCCAUAAUGUCGAGGACGCCUCGUCGCUUUACUAUUUCACCGUGUCUUGACGCUGAUUUUUCUCGCAGUAUGCACCGCUUCGACGGAAACGCACUACGCGUAACUUAUGUAUCUGGUGCUCAUGUUUCUGCUCGUGCUGUUUCUCCCCAGCGAGUUUCCAUCCGAACGUUGAAACAGUUUAAUAUAUACCAUGUCCCGAUUUAGAGUUAAAGGGUUAAAUUUGUUCGUUUAAAAAAAA
Osmia lignaria (orchard mason bee) is the source of this 5757-nucleotide messenger RNA. It is a transcript of the gene Mnn1, whose product is annotated as menin 1. Gene Ontology annotation, biological process: negative regulation of cell population proliferation; negative regulation of cell cycle; regulation of transcription by RNA polymerase II. NCBI's taxonomy places the organism in Eukaryota, Metazoa, Arthropoda, Insecta, Hymenoptera, Megachilidae. The record is from RefSeq and is a predicted model, not a curated record. Gene Ontology annotation, cellular component: chromatin; histone methyltransferase complex; nucleus. Gene Ontology annotation, molecular function: transcription cis-regulatory region binding; chromatin binding; Y-form DNA binding.